This is a messenger RNA of Rhinocladiella mackenziei CBS 650.93, 1344 nucleotides long. RefSeq lists its product as uncharacterized. Gene Ontology annotation, molecular function: flavin adenine dinucleotide binding; acyl-CoA dehydrogenase activity. The record is from RefSeq and is a predicted model, not a curated record. The transcript has 2 exons. Lineage: Eukaryota; Fungi; Ascomycota; Eurotiomycetes; Chaetothyriales; Herpotrichiellaceae. The coding region runs from base 1 to 1344 and encodes 447 amino acids.
AUGGCAUCAUUCUCCGAGGCACCUUACGCCGAUCCUCCUUGGAUCACGCGCAAUAUCAGCGCAUAUUACAAUGACAGCCAUCGACGACUGCAGCGCGAAGCACGACAAUACGUGUCAACGACCAUCGCGCCCUUCCACGAAGAAUGGGAGCGCAGAGGCAGCGUGCCUCGAGAUGUCAUCCUCAACCACGCCAGGCUCGGAUACAUGGCUGUGUCAGUGUAUCCGCUUGCCGUUGAGCAGAUCAAGGCAUGCAAGCAGAGGUUGCCAGGAGACAUUGCGCCGGAAGAUUGGGAUGGGUUCCACGAUUUGAUUGUCAUUGACGAAAUGGCUAGGUGCGGCUACCUGGGCGUGAUAUGGGCGUUGAGUUGUGGUAAUUCCAUUGGUGCGCCACCUCUCGUCAAUUUCGGGACCGAUGAACAGAAGAACAGGUUUUUGCCUGAUGUCCUCUCGGCCAAAACACGCUUCUGUCUAGGAGUUACGGAGCCUGACGCCGGCUCGGAUGUGGCCGGGAUCACCACCACAGCAGAACGUCGAGGAGACAUAUACUUAGUCAAUGGUGCAAAGAAGUGGAUCACAAAUGCGCUGUUUGCCGACUAUUGCACCGCUGCUGUUCGUACGGGAGGGCCAGGCCGUAAUGGCAUUUCAGCCCUGAUAAUUCCUCUCAAAGCUAAAGGCGUCACCUGCAGGAAGAUCGAAAAUUCCGGCGUCAGCGCCAGUGGUUCGACACAUAUCGAAUUUGACGACGUUGAAGUCCCGGUAACGAAUCUUCUCGGACAAGAAAAUCGAGGCUUUGAAAUCAUCAUGUCCAAUUUCAAUCAUGAGCGGCUUUGGUUGGCUUGUACAUCGCUGCGACUGGCGCGCGUGUGUGUCCAAGAUGCGUAUGAGUAUGCCAUCAGGAGAGAAACAUUCGGGAAGCCCCUGAUGGCCAACCAAAUUAUCUCUGCCAAGUUUGCAGGCUUUGCUCGUGAGAUUGAGCCUGUUCAUGCAUACAUGGAGUCAUUGGUGUACAUGACUGAGCAGGAGCGGAAGCGAAAGCUUCACACUAUCGCGCCACAUCCAGGAAUCGGACAACACCAGGUUGAUCUCAAUAUUGGUGGUAUGAUCGCCACGUUGAAAACAAGCGCUGGUCGAGCUUUGGAACAUGUCAACCGUGAGGCACAGCAGAUAAUGGGCGGCGCCGGGUAUUCGAGGAGUGGGAAGGGGGCAAGAAUAGAGCAGAUCAGUCGUGACGUUCGGGUUAUGGUCGUCGGGGGUGGCAGUGAGGAGAUCCUGAGUGACCUAGCAGUCAAAUUAGAAAUGAAGGAGCUGCAGAGCUUGGGGAAAAAGCGUACGAGUAAUUUGUGA